This is a messenger RNA of Epinephelus moara (kelp grouper), 5808 nucleotides long. It is a transcript of the gene gpr4, whose product is annotated as G protein-coupled receptor 4. The record is from RefSeq and is a predicted model, not a curated record. The transcript has 4 exons. Gene Ontology annotation, biological process: G protein-coupled receptor signaling pathway. Gene Ontology annotation, molecular function: G protein-coupled receptor activity. Gene Ontology annotation, cellular component: membrane. Lineage: Eukaryota; Metazoa; Chordata; Actinopteri; Perciformes; Serranidae. The coding region runs from base 797 to 1909 and encodes 370 amino acids.
CCGGCUGCUGCCGCUCUGUUCACACUGUACUGCGCUGUGGAUCCUGUUUAAACUGACCAUCACUACUGUUACUGAGUUUUUUUUGUGGAGGCUGAAUGAAACAAAAUUACUUUGUUUCUCUGGAUGGAUACACACUGUUUUUGGAGGUGACAGUGGAGACUUUGGAAGCUGAAUAUGUUUAGCAGUAAACAGAUGGCCUCUCGGCUCAAGAGUGGUGAAGCUCUGUAAAGUCAUUCCCGUGUUUUAGUGCGAGUGUCCCUGAGGAGUUUUAUGUGUCAUCAGGACCUUGAGACACACCCACUCAGACACACACUGAUGCUCAGCCUCUCCUUUUCAGAGUAGACCUGGCAGACCUCUAAUCUCUAAAAGAUUGAUGAGGUCCUGUCCAGGUGCAGGAGGCCUGGCACAGCGUCGAUAAGGCAGCCUUCAUUUCACCACAUUUUAUCCCGUGCUCCUUCCUCUCCUCUUUUCCUCCAUGCGGAGGGACGCGGGGGCUGCCUUUGAAGUGUGAGAGAGGAUUAUGACAUGCCAAGGCCCUUGGGCGAGAAGGACAGUGUUUUAAGCAACAGGAACCAUGAAAUUCCCAGGAAAUGACAGUUCUCUUUUCUUCUGUCGCUCCAUGUGGGACAGCUCUGUGGUAGCCGAGCAGUACGCCAGAGUCGGCAUGCCACUGUCAAACUGCUGGAGCAGGAAUAUACUGAAACUACAGAGGGACACUCGGAGCUGAGAGUAGCUGAACACACACCACCCAUCCGCACACACGCACAAACACACUCAGAGUGUUCCACGCAGGACAAUGUGCAACAUCUCGUUCUGUAAUGUGGAAAGUAAGGUGGACCAGUUCUUCCAGCCCACGCUCUACAUCAUAGUCAUCGUUCUGGGGCUGCCCACUAACUGUAUGGCCCUGUGGGCUGCCUACAUGCAGGUACGGCAACGCAAUGAGCUUGGCAUCUACCUGAUCAACCUGUCGGUUGCUGACCUCCUCUACAUCACCACUCUUCCUCUGUGGAUCGACUACUUCCUGCAACGCGAUGACUGGAUCCAUGGUCAGACAAGCUGCAAGGUCUUUGGCUUCAUCUUCUACACUAAUAUCUAUGUCAGCAUCGCCUUCCUCUGCUGUAUAUCACUGGACAGGUAUCUGGCCGUGGCAUAUCCUCUGCGCUUUGCCAAGGUUCGACGAAUCAAAACAGCUAUCCUGGUCAGCGCCAUGGUGUGGAUAAUUGAGAUCGUAGCCAACUCUGCUCCUCUCUUCCAUGAUGAGCUCUUCCAGGAUCGGUUCAACCACACCUUCUGCUUUGAGAAGUAUCCCAUGCAGGACUGGGUGGCAGGGAUGAACCUCUACAGAACAUUUCUGGGCUUCCUCGCACCAUGGACAGCCAUGCUUGUUGCCUACCGUGGGAUCCUGGCAGCAGUGCGCUGCAACGUCUCAACAGAACGCCAGGAAAAGGCCAAAAUUCAGCGUCUGGCAUUGAGUCUGAUCCUGAUCGUUUUGCUCUGCUUUGGACCGUACCAUGUCCUCCUCCUGGUGCGGAGUAUCAUGUUUCUAAGGAAGCCAUGUGACUGCGGCUCAGAAGAGAGCUUGUUUGCAGCCUACCAUGUAUCGUUAGCGCUGACCAGCCUCAACUGCGUCGCCGACCCCAUUUUGUACUGUUUCGUCAAUGAGGGGGCUAGACACGAUGUUGGCCGAGCUCUUUCAGCUUUACUCUCUGCAGCUUGCAAAAGAGGCUCCUCCUCCUCACCAUCACACGCUGACAUACUCAACGCUGGUUCAGUGACUAUGGACACACCACUAGCAGCAAAGAAGCAGCCUUGUGUGUACGCAGAUGGAACCAAGACAAGCAGCUACAAGACAGAACUGGUGGCACUGAAGGAGGAGUGUCUACAGAUGACCAUCCUCAGUAGGAAGUGACUUCUAUCUGGAGCAUUCAGUAUGAGGUCCAAACUGCUCAGCUCAGUGGAUGGAAGAGGCUCCGUACACUGAGAGGGUCUGAUGUCUUCUGGCUUGACAAGCUGAAGUCAGAUGCAUUUAUGAGGCUGUAGAUGUUUGGGGUCAAAGCUUCCACUAAAUAACAUUAACAAGCCAGAAUGGAAAUGAGAUUUAUGACAUAUACAAGACAUAUUGUCUGUAGCCAUGGUAGCAGCUCCUGUGAGAUUACUUAGACACCAGAAAAUUAUUUGGUGAAUGAAAAAAUGGGGAGACUACUUGGCUAAUGUUAGAUCCUUACCAGUAGUGGGGCAAACAGGGUGGCACUUGAGGACUUGCUGUUAAUCAAAAGAGUUUAUUCUUUGUACAGUGACCCCUUUGGCACAUCUGAUACUGACAGCUUGUCUAAUGUUAGCAUUUAACAAGCUGUAUUAUCAUCAAUCCCAGAGUGCUGCUGAGGCUGACAAGGAUUCUGUCAUUAGCUUUAGAGGUAUCCUCAUUAAGAGCUGGACCAGAGGAAAUUUUGACCCACUGGUGGCGCUGUGUAAAAAGUCAGGGGAUCACCAAAAUCCUCAGGAUUCAGCCUUUCACCCGCUAAUGUCUGUACCAAAUUUCACCGCAAUCCAUCCAGUAGAUGUUGAGAUAUUUCAGUCUGGACCAACAGAAGAACAGACCAGCUGACAUUCCUACAGUCAUCUCACUGGUGUGGCUGAUAAGGAUCUCCUCAAACCCCGCUUGGACAAGUAUCUGGAGUACCAGGAGUAAUUUCCAAUGCCUAGAAAGACGUUGAAUAUUUAAGUGGAAUUAUUUAAACAGACCACAUUUUGCAUGGCUGAGUAUCAUUAGUGUCUGCAUGGACACCCAACUAGACAAAGGGCAGAUGUAGAAGACCGGGGUUUGCACCCAAAUUCACCCUUUUGGAAUAUGGAAGAGGAGCAGAAGGGUAAUACAAAAGAUUGUAGAUUACUGGUCAAAAACAUUUUUAAAUGGUAACUUUGGUAUUUUUCAUAGUGGACCCUAUUUUCCCAUGUUUUUGUGUCUAAGUGUCUAAUGGACACAACCUUUUUUGAAAUUGGUCCAGUAUUGAGUGAGACUGCUGCAGCCAACAAAACAGUCUACAAUGUAAGACUAAUGGGCAAUUGUGCAUGUCAUGUCAAUGUAUGUCCGCUAAAAGUUGCUUUGCCACUGACAGGCUCAGAUUAUUGUUCUAGGUGUCUAACAACAUUAUGGAAAAAGAUAUUUAAAGAGACAGACCUUUAUGUUAAAGAGUAAGAUCCUUUUUGUUUAAGCAGAACAGUCUAAAAAUUGCUAUUGCCAAACACCACCAGACUACAUUUAAAUAAACAGCAAUUAUAUCAUCAUAAAAUGCAAUUCAUUUAAAAUUGACAGACACAAAAUGAGACUCAUGAAACCAUUUGGGUUUGUUUCUUCACUGUUCCAGCAAUCACCAACUCUGGUUUGGUUGAAAUAAACCCAUAAUUCACUCAGUUAGAUGUGAAAAUAAGCUGGCUCUAUACACGCAAAAAUUACUGUUUAGUAACAGGAGUUUGGUGGGUUUGCUAACAGUGACUUUGGUGCUGUAUCUGGUAAAACAAAAAGGAUCCUUUUAAUUAUAUUGUCAGACACUCAGAAUAAUAAUCUCAGCAUGUCAGUGGCAAAAAUAAGCACAAACAGUGGACGUACAUUGAUGGUAAAAAGAUGACCAAAGUAGUUACAUUGCUGCCUGGUGUGUAAUACUGGAAUAAUUUCAAAAAUUCACUCAGACACAAAAAAUUGUAAAAAAAAAAAGGGUCCAGGUUGAGAAAUAUCUAAGUUACUCUGCAAUGCUUGUUGGAAAUGUCUAAACCAUUUUAUUCGUUUUCUGAAGGAAAUAAUGAAGCCUAAUAAAGUACCUCAGCUCGUAAACUGUGACAGCAAGAAGGCUUAGAGUAGAAGUGUCUCUAAUGUUAUGUGAGCAACAUUUUUUACUUUUACUACAGCAAGCAAACAGCAAAAUAAUCAAAACUCAGUCCACUGAAAUAACAGAGCCAAAACCAAAUCCUGCAUUCAGCCCAAGUUCAAUUUAUCAGUAAUUUUAACUACAUUAUGUGGAGAGCACUGUUGAGCACAAAAAUAUCUCAACCUCCAUGAAUCCAAACAACGUGCUUCAUGUUUGGACUUUGGUAAAGGCACCUGAUACUGUUUACAUUUCUAUUUGCCUCCUAACUUUAACAGUCCCGAACUUCAUAAAUGAUGCACAGAAAACUUUUUUUUUUUUUAAUUUUCAGUUUUUCUAAUUAUUAUGCAACAAGUUUUCAGAUCUUUUAUCCCUAAAGGCGAGAUUUGUGCAUUCCUUCUUGAAGAAGUGACACUCCUGGCGGGUCCAUGUCAUUGGUCCGACAGCCCAUUGGUCCGACAUCCCAUUAGUCCGACGGUCCACGGUGCUGAACGGCUCCUGGCGGGCGUAUUUCUGCCUUGAUGGUGCGCCGCGACCGGUCAGCUGGGAAAGGCUUGAGGCGAAGCAGGCUCACAGCUUAUGUGUUUGUCACUUUCUUUUUCAUUUUAACCCACACCAUGAUCUUUUCCUGACCCUAACCAAGUGGUUUUUGUGCCUAAACCUAACCAGACCUUAACCACAGGGCAUCAUGAUGAUUUCGGAACAACGGGACUUUGGAACAAUGGGUUUAAUAUGGUCGGAACAAUGGGAUGUCGGAUCAAUGGGCAGUUCCCCUCCUGGCUGCUAACAGUUUGCCAUAUUCGGAAACAAAUUAAGAGACAUUUCUCUGUAAUGUCAAAAGAGUGAAGACAUAAUUAAGAAAUACUUGUACUGGAUAACGAGUAUCCAUAUAAAACCAUCUCCAGUGGUCAGGAGAACUGUGGGAGCAUUCAGAACAGUAGUGCAACACUGCUCGUUUUAAUUAUUUAUUUUUAAGAAAUAAUGAUAAAUAUUCACAACAAACAUGUCUCUCCUUUUGUACUUGAAGCUGAUUGUUCUUAAUGUACAUAUAACUGAUAAUUUCCGAUCCGCCAUGACUAAAUUAGCCAUAUUGUGCCAUAUAUUGGCUACUUUUUGAAGUCCUUUAUGUGGACAGCUGUCAGGACCUGGCAAAAUGGAAAUCUUAAAAAUUGUUGCAGCGCAUUUUUGACGUAACACUGACAUGCGUGACCAUCCUUUUCCUAGUUGGCAGCUUGUUGUUACAGUAAAUCAACACAAAGUGACCAAACACAGCUUUUUUCACAAUAGUUGGGAUCCCAAACAUUAAUGGUAGCUUCUACAACAAAGCGUUGAAUACUAUACAUAAAGAAAGUACAAGUAUAGGGGUCAUUGCAGACUGGACACAGCUGUCAGGGCAGAGGAAACUUCAGCUCAUAAAAUCAAGUUUGUAGUUGUCAGCUUGGACUAUAAACUUCUUUUUUUUCUUUAAAUCAUUGGUAAAAAAACCAAACAUUUCAAACAAAUUGUCUGUUUACAUACAGAGAGUCCAGCUAUGUGUGCAGAUAUAUAACAAUGACAUACAAACUUUCCUUGUAUGGAGUGUUAUGGCUCAAGACAGCAAGUGUCCAUGUUGUAGUUCCACUGGCCAAAAACGACAUUGAAAGGGACAGUUUUGAAAGUGUGUAGGUGAUUCCAGCAACAUGUUUUUUAAUUUUUAUUUAUUUUUUUAUUUUUUAUGUUGUCUGGCAUGAAAGCAUUCCUCUAUUCAGUGCAAUGAUGUUAAAGCAGAUUUUUUUUUUGGACACUUUCAGCUCUCCAGUGUUGCCCUAAACGCUGCUGUGUGGCAUUGCUUUUGUUGUGCAUCUGCAUGUCAUGUCUGAGAGAGGACGCACCGGGCUUCAAAAUAAGUAUUUGUUCAUCAACAAUGUCAGUGAGAAAUAAAUUAUGCAUACAAAAUGUUGGGUGCUGC